GAAAUUGUGAAACGAUUGAGGGCAGACGACGGCGAUAAGCUCUACGCCGCUAACGUACGCCCAAGGCAGGGGGGAACAGCAGACAGGAUCAAUAGUUCAAAGGAGAGGGGAAAAGCCGUACCAACGCCGUCUUUGGCGUACCCGUCUCUGAGCCUCUGAAGCCGCCUCGCAAAUCGUAACUUGGAGAUGGGCACUGGGCUAGGCCCCCUAGACCCUCCCUUUCUUACGUCCGCUCCCACCGGCCUCUCCCUCUCAUUUUUCGGUCAUUCUCUGCGGCUUUCGUGUUUGUGUGUGCAUGUUCGCUGUCAGACUCGUCCCGCAAUGUUGACUCUGCGAUUCAUCGUCGCCGUUGGAGCGUCGUGCCUCUUGAGGCUCGCUGGCGCGCAGUCGUUGGCCGAUGCUCCACAGUGUUCUACGAAAUGUCUUUUUCAGGCAAUGAGCCAACCUGCAUUUGCCAACCAGUCACAGGCGGAAUUAUGUGUCAAUGAAGGCUUCAACAACUUUGUCGGGGGUUGCGUGCAACAAGGAUGUAGCGUGGUCGAGUCCCUGACCUUUGUCAAUAUCACAAGAACUGCAUGCGGGUUUCCUCUGUCAGACUAUCGCAAUGAAUCGAGAGCGACCAGCCUUGGCAUGUUCAUACUUGCGUCCGCCUUCUUCGCAUGCCGAAUUACAGUCAAAGUUAUGAGGUAUUCUCCCUGGGGAGCUGAUGAUAGUCUGAUGGUAGUUGCGUUUGCCGCCUUGAUCCCGUUCGUAGUUUUGAUUCAGUACAUGAUCCCGCAAGGCCUGGGACUUGAUAUCUGGGUUCUCCACGACUAUCAGAUCACCACCUUUCUCAGGUACCUGUUAAUGGUUCAAACACUCUACAUCUUUAUCCUCUCCGUCGUAAAAGCAUCUAUUCUUCUGUUCUUCCUCCGCAUCUUUCCGGACAAGAAAUUCAGGAUCGCAAUCUGGUGGACGUUGGCCUACGACCUCUUCGUCGGAUUUAUAUUCAUCGUCUUCAGCUUCGUCCAGAGACAGCCGACAUGGCUUAUCUGGGAGGGCUGGCGUGACAAGGAACCUCGUGGUGUCAUUCUCGACCUCAACAAGAUGGGCUUGUCACAUGGCGGCAUGAACAUUGCGCUCGAUGUCUGGAUGCUCAUUCUGCCAUUGACACAGCUCUACAAGUUGAAUCUCAAGAUGAAGAAGAAGCUCGAUAUCAUUGCCAUGUUCAGUGUCGGUAUCUUCCUCACAGUAGUUAGUAUCGUCCGCCUUCGCAGCCUCAUAUCAUUCGCGACAUCAGCAAAUGCGACAGCUGAUGCGCGUGGAACAACGAUCUGGUCUGCCAUUGAGGUCUGCACCGGCGUAGUGGUUGCCUGCAUGCCCAAUGCACGACAGAUUGUGCGAGAGGCUGGUCGGCAAAUCAAGGAUGCGUCGGCAAAUCUGACGAACAGGACGCAUAGCACGAAUAUGGGAUCGCAGCGAGUCUUCCAAGACCAGUCGCUCGAAAUGCGGGUGGCAGUGAACUCUUCGGGCGCCAAAUCAGCGCCAACAGAUAAGUGCAGUUACAGCUCUACCACUGCUAUCAAUUCUGGGAGGAGGAAUUCGAGCUUUACAAGCGAUACGGAGGCAGCAAGAAAAGACUUGAUGUAGUGCCAUUGGCAGCUGGAAAGGGAUUGUCGAGGAAGUUGUAAUAUUGAUAUAAUAAUAUCCCCUGGGGCCGCAAGAAAAGUUCCUAUAAAGCACUGAUAUCAUCAAAAGCCGCGAGACGAGCGACCAUCACUGAAGCAAAGGCCAUAA
Molecule: messenger RNA, 1776 nt
Organism: Colletotrichum acutatum
Lineage: Eukaryota; Fungi; Ascomycota; Sordariomycetes; Glomerellales; Glomerellaceae
Exons: 8
Coding region: 187-1629 (480 amino acids)
Source: RefSeq, a predicted model, not a curated record